AUGGAUCAUUUCAACCAUACCUGGAGCCAGAGUUUCAUCCUUGCUGGUCUCACUGCCAGUGAGACCCUACGACCUCUUGCCUUCCUGGGGACACUCUGUAUCUAUCUCCUCACCCUUGCAGGGAACGUGAUUAUCAUCAUCCUGGUUCAGGUAGAUUCUAGACUGUACACACCCAUGUACUUCUUUAUCAGUGUCCUCUCCUUUCUGGAGCUCUGGUACGUCAGCACCACGGUGCCCACGCUGCUACACACCUUGCUUCACGGGUGCUCACCCAUCUCAUCGACUGUGUGUUUUUUCCAGCUGUAUGUCUUCCAUUCUUUGGGCAUGACUGAGUGCUACCUGUUGGGUGUCAUGGCACUGGACCGCCACCUUGCCAUCUGCCGCCCCCUCCACUACCAUGCACUCAUGAGCAGACGGGUACAGCUUUGGCUAGCUGGGACCCCUUGGGUGGCUGGCUUCUCAGCUGCACUUGUGCCAGCCAGUCUCACCGCCACUCUGCCCUUCUGCUUGAAAGAGGUGGCCCAUUAUUUUUGUGACCUGGCACCACUAAUGCAGUUGGCAUGUGUGCAUACAGGCUGGCAUACUUGGAUCCAUAUUGUAGUGAUUGGCAUGAUCACCUCAUGCAGUCUUGUUCUUAUUUUGGGACUCUAUGGAGGCAUCCAAUCCACUAUUCGAUCAAAAAUUUGUAAAACAUGA
Molecule: messenger RNA, 696 nt
Organism: Galeopterus variegatus (Sunda flying lemur)
Lineage: Eukaryota; Metazoa; Chordata; Mammalia; Dermoptera; Cynocephalidae
Product: olfactory receptor 6N2-like
Exons: 1
Coding region: 1-696 (231 amino acids)
Biological process (GO): G protein-coupled receptor signaling pathway
Cellular component (GO): membrane
Molecular function (GO): olfactory receptor activity; G protein-coupled receptor activity
Source: RefSeq, a predicted model, not a curated record